CGAAUCUGUUAACUGAACAAAAGUCUAACAUCGAUCACUCAAUCACAAAUAUUAUCAUACAACCCAAUUGAGCCUAACUAUGCUACGCGAAGCAAUGCAGGAGGUGGAUUUUUUGAUCUUGGGUGCGGGGUGGACGAGCAAUUUCCUGAUUCCUCAGCUGCAAAAAGAAGGCAUCAAAUGGGCGGCAACAACGACUAGUGGCAGGGAUAAUACCAUUCCCUUCAAGUUCGACCCUGACUCUGGAUCUAUCGAACCCUACAAGCACCUUCCAUCAGCGCGUACCGUUCUCGUCACGUUCCCGCUCAAAGGCCAGGGGCAGUCGAAGACUAUCGUUGGCCUGUACCGCGCCGCUCAUGGUGCAAAGAACAAUUGGAUCCAAUUGGGCGCGACGAGUAUCUUCAACCAGUUGCCCGAUGACUGGAGCGAUGAUAACGCGCCGUACGACAAGGAAGAAACACGUGCUAUUGCUGAAGACGAGCUGAUGCGCGAGCAUGGCUGCGUUUUAGAUCUAUCUGGUCUCUACGGGGGCGAGCGAGUCCCUUCGAAGUGGCUGCCGCGUUUGGCAAAGAGCAAGGACGAUGUGAGGCAUCGGGGUGCCGUUCACUUCGUUCAUGGCGAAGAUGUUGCGCGUGCAAUCAUCGCGACGCACCGCAACUUCACACCAGGCAAGAGAUGGAUCGUGUCAGAUAUGAGGGUCUACGAUUGGUACGACCUGAUUAUGAGCUUUAGCGCGCUCACGGAGGGUACCGAGCUAAGCGCACAAGAGCAAGAGGAGAAGCUCCAAUUCGCGAAGUGGGUCGGGGAGCUGAUGAUCGAGGAGGGUAUAAGAGCCCUGCCGCGCGAUAUGAGUCUUCUGGGUAGAAAGCUGGAUUCAAGGGGCUUCUGGCAGCACCAUGGGCUGUGGCCGCGGCAUCAGAGGCUGUGCUGAGCAGGGACCGUAGAACGAGUGUCGUGAACCAGACUGAUAGCUGUGACCCGUACGCUUCGAAACCUGGGAAAGCUCUCGUUAUUGGACGCAUCGUAUACCAUUCUUCCGUUGCCAGAAAGAUGACAGUCACAGAUACAUGAAUGUAUUGGCUAUAUCAGGGACAAACCAGCGGUUCGUCAGCAAGUUUUUCUUUCGUCGAUUCCGUACUGUACGAGCAUGAAUUCUAGCAGGAAACCUAUAAAACAUAUCCAGCCCUGCACUCAAUGUCGUUUCAUUCCGGCACACAAUUGUCGGUAUAAUCUGCACUUCAAGCUUCAAAGCUCAACUCAAC
Molecule: messenger RNA, 1259 nt
Organism: Didymella exigua CBS 183.55
Lineage: Eukaryota; Fungi; Ascomycota; Dothideomycetes; Pleosporales; Didymellaceae
Exons: 1
Coding region: 80-928 (282 amino acids)
Source: RefSeq, a predicted model, not a curated record